AUGGUUAAAAGUUUCAAUAAUGAAGUUAAAUUGGUCGAUUCGGAUUUUCUUGAUGUGGUAGAGUAUUUUUUCAAUGAAGUUGAAAAAGUAAAUUACAAAAAAGAUGAUAAAGAUAUCAUCAACGCGAUCGACAGAUUAACACCAGAAAUUAUUGAAACGAAUCAAAAAGUAAAGCUUAGCGAUGAGGAAAAAAAUAUUAUUUCCAUUUUAAGACGGGCUGUUAUCACGUAUGCUGAAAAUCUGGAAAGAGUUGAUCUUCCCAUUUCCGAGGUUGACUUUGACAACGCAUUUCCAAACAUGCUUGCCAAAAGAUUCCUAAAUAGAGAGGAACUAAAGAUGGAUGUUAGGGAAAUUGCAUGUUGGGCGUCAGCUUAUCGCCGAAAUGAAGGUCGUUCCGUUGUUCUCAGAGCUCGCAUUGGACAAAAGUGCGAUUUUCGAGGAACUUUGAAAAAGAGUAUCAACAAGCUUGAGGCUCUCAUAGGUCUCAGAAGUGGUGGACUCCCAGAGCCUUAUCGAAAAAAAAUUUACGAAGACAAAGUUGAUAUAAGUGUAGCAAUGCGGGAUAUCUUGUAUACGUUUUUUAAAGAGAAUUCUAAAGCAUAUUCAUUUCACAUUUGUCUUUGGAAUAUAUUCAUGGGUUGUAUUUCUCAUUUAAAGAUGCCUAACACCCUAAAAACGCUCUCGGUACUCGAAAGUUUCUACGUACUUUUCACGGAUUUGCAGACCACGUUGAAUACUAUUUGUGAACAUACAAAUAGUAUCUCGCUUGCACAUUCACAUGAACACAGAAAUCGAAAAAGGAAGAAUCCGGAACAAGCUGGUGAGAAAGGGGGAUCAUUUGGAAAUCCUUCACAAAGCCCAGCAAGUAAGAAGGGUAGAAAAUAUGAAGAUCAUUAA
This is a messenger RNA of Funneliformis mosseae, 897 nucleotides long. The record is from the annotation of a GenBank genome assembly. NCBI's taxonomy places the organism in Eukaryota, Fungi, Glomeromycota, Glomeromycetes, Glomerales, Glomeraceae.